AUGAAGAAAGACCUCUUCAAGAUGCCUUCAUCUGAAUUUUUUCUCUGUUUUAUCCCACUCCUGGGAUGUCACUUGUGCCCUGAUCCAGUCUACACAAUGCCGGAGCAACCUGCUCCCAUUCGCACGCCCACCAGACCCCGCACUUGCGCUCAGGCCCGUGCGGCAAGAGAGGCAGGGGCCGCUGCUGCAGCCCCCGAUGAUCCUGCUGAUGACCAAGAUUCCCCCGCUGAGGUCCCCGAUGACGGAGCCCAGGAAUCAGAUGAUUCCGACGUUCCCGAUACCCCCCAGAUCCCGGUCCGACAGCAACUCCGCCAGUAUAGGGCCCUUGAUCGCAAAAACCUUAAAGAAUUGUUUCAGGCUGUCAGUUCCUAUGGCCCCCAAGCCCCUUACACCCUCUCUUGUUUGGAGUCCAUUGGCGGCGGUGGCGCUGUCUCUCCCACCGAGUGGCGCGACAUUGUUCGCACUGCGCUCAGGGGAGACCUCUUUGUCUCUUGGGAGGCUGAUUUCCUUUCUCGCUGUAAGGCCCUGGCAGGCAAGGACUCUAACCUCUAUGCUCGCAUCGCUGGCCUUCCCCCUUUUCAUACCAUCCAAGAACAACAUACGCUUUCCAGGUCACAAUUAGCCAACACGGCUCUCGCAGCCCUACGCGCCUGGAAGUCUCUUCCCAGGGCGGGCGCCCCGGCAGCACCUCUCUCAAAGAUCAUCCAGGGCCCCGAGGAGUCUUUUAGUUCCUUUAUCUCCCAUCUCUCGGAGGCGGCUGAGCAUGCCCUCGGUGACGCCGCCACUGUGGCGGACAGCGCCCUCAUUAGACAAUUAGCCUUUGAAAAUGCUAAUGAGACCUGCAGAGCUAUUCUAAAAAACAACUCCAAAGCCAAAACUCUGCACAACAUGAUUAAUCUCUGCCGAGAGGCGGAUCCUUUUAUGCACAAGAUCACUAAGGCCCUUGUCACCUUCCAAGGCCAAAACAGGGGUAAAACAUGCUUUCAAAACGCGAAUGCCCUUCUCUUUGUCCUCACUGCCGCCGUGGCCGCCACUGGGCGGCACAAUGCCUCUCUGCCACAGAUAUCUCGGGCAGCCCACUUACCCCGGUCCAGGGAAACGGCCCGCGGGGUCAGCCCCGGACCCCUAUCACUUUCCAGCCGGCCUCGGGGAACAGCCAGCUUACCCAACAUCCACUUCCUCAGCAACCUUCUCAAUCUACGGCGCUCUCACGGGUCCAACCCAGCCAGCACCCGUGCACCCCUCCGUUGGUUCCGUGCGAGCUACUGCCCCCUCAGCAGCCUCCCUUGUCCGGGCCACCCCAGGCAGCGCAGGAUUGGACCUCAGUUCCUCCUCCUAUGCAGUAUUAACCCCUGA
Molecule: messenger RNA, 1356 nt
Organism: Fukomys damarensis (Damara mole-rat)
Lineage: Eukaryota; Metazoa; Chordata; Mammalia; Rodentia; Bathyergidae
Product: endogenous retrovirus group K member 5 Gag polyprotein-like
Exons: 3
Coding region: 1-1356 (451 amino acids)
Biological process (GO): viral process
Source: RefSeq, a predicted model, not a curated record